This is a messenger RNA of Durio zibethinus, 832 nucleotides long. Its product is annotated as large ribosomal subunit protein cL37-like. Gene Ontology annotation, biological process: plastid translation. The record is from RefSeq and is a predicted model, not a curated record. NCBI's taxonomy places the organism in Eukaryota, Viridiplantae, Streptophyta, Magnoliopsida, Malvales, Malvaceae. Gene Ontology annotation, cellular component: chloroplast thylakoid membrane.
CACCUGGCUUGUUGCUAAGUCCAUGACGAAGUGGGCAGCAGCACAUAGGCCCAUCGAAUACCUGUUGCUGUUUCCUUUCAUCUAUUGUUUCGAUGGUGUGAAUGACUGGGUAGGAAAAAGAGCAUUUAUCUGCUUAUCCACAACGAGAGCGCAAAGAAAUGGCUCUCCUCAGCUUUAGUCCACUUUCCAAUAUCUCUUCUUCUCCAGUUUCUUCUUGCUUAACAUCCUUUCCCAUCGCUGUUUUACCAAUUUCCAGGUUGCGGGUAAAAGCAGUUGAUCAUCAUCCCUCAAAAUGUUUAAUUGGUACGCAGUUUGUCCCCAACAAGAAAAGAUUGGCGAUGACUGUGAAAUCUGCAAGUACUGAUGGCGAGCGACAGCUUCCAACAGAAAGCAAGAAGGAAGCUUUGCCAGUGGAACAGCUUCCUUUAGAGUCUAAGAUGCAGCAGAUAGCGAAGCAGAAGAUGAGGAUGAAGCUGGCUAAGAAAACAAGGCUUCGUAGAAAGCGACUUGUUCGCAAGAGGAAGAUGAGGAAGAAGGGACGAUGGCCACCUUCUAAGAUGAAAAAGUUAAAGAAUGUAUGACAUUUUGCUCUCUUUUGAACUUUCUUGUUUCUAUUUUUAGAUGUUAUUUAUUUUUAUUCCAAGCAGUGAUGACCUCAAUGAACUGAAUCUGCUGUUGUUCAAUUUCUCUUUGGAAAUUGAAAGAUAUAUGGUCUAGACUCUAGAGUUGUAUCUCUUUGUUGGAUUCGAUAGACAACGUCUCGAGUACCUGCUUGAUUUCGCUACCUCUUAUUCGUAGCUUUGAUUCUUUAAUGCAUCUGAUUCCAGAAGUA